AUGUCGUCUAAAUCAGCACUUAAAACCGCAGUGAGCGCUAUCCAAAAGCUUUAUCCUAUAGAAUUGGCUGAAAGAUCAUGGGAUAACGUGGGCUUAUUGGUUGAUUCCACCGUUGCCAGCACCUUCAGUGAGCUGACAUCAGCACCAAAACCUUUUAAGAUCCUUUUGGCUAUUGAUUUAACAAGGGCAGUCUGCAGAGAAGCGGUGCAAAAAAGAGUCAACUUGAUCCUUGCUUACCAUCCAUUCAUAUUCAGAGGUCUCAAGCAAAUUGGUCUGGAAAUCGAUCCACAACAGGUAUCAUUAGUUGAAAUUAUCAAAAAUAACAUUAAUGUCUAUUGCCCUCAUACUUCUGUCGAUGCUGUUAAAGGUGGUGUCAACGACUGGUUAGUCGAAAGUAUUGUGAAUGGUGAUAAAUCUCUAAUUAAAUCCAGUAAACCAAUUGAUCCUUCCGAUGGUGCUGAUAUGGAGGAAAAUGGUAUGGGGAGAUAUGUUGAAUUGAACCAACCAUUGAAAAUUUUUGAUAUUGUAUCUAGUAUCAAAAGUAGCUUGAACAUUCCUUAUCUUCAAUUGGCUAGCGCUCAAACACCAUCAUUGGAAAACCAUUCAGAUAUUCAGACUGUGGCUAUUUGUGCAGGAUCUGGAGGUGAGCUCUUUAAGAGAUAUUUGAACAAUCCAAGCACAUUACCAGAUUUGAUUUACACUGGGGAGCUAUCGCAUCAUGAAAUCUUGGCUUUCAAAGAAAGAGGUUGCAAUGUCAUUGUUUGUAACCAUUCAAACACCGAAAGAGGAUACUUGAAAACCAUUUCCAAGUUGUUGAAAGAAGAAUUGAGCUCCGACUACUCAAUCGAAAUCAGUUAUGCUGACAAAGAUCCUUUACAAGUUGUUUGA
Molecule: messenger RNA, 888 nt
Organism: Saccharomycopsis crataegensis
Lineage: Eukaryota; Fungi; Ascomycota; Saccharomycetes; Ascoideales; Saccharomycopsidaceae
Gene: NIF3
Exons: 1
Coding region: 1-888 (295 amino acids)
Cellular component (GO): cytoplasm; mitochondrion
Source: RefSeq, a predicted model, not a curated record